AUGCCACCUAAGCGAUCAAAAGGACUCCCACGACGCACCUCGUUGAAUGUAGAUGCUUCACCAGACUCGAGCAGCGGCGGCGACGUCGACAGCCCAUCAAAAUCCAAGGGAAAAGGGUCUGCAUUGUCGAAUAGACCCACGAUGACGCGUCGUAGCACACGUAACAGCCUCAGUAGCUCAAAGAUCAAUCUCAACGGAAAACGCGCUCGAGAGACGGACGACAACAAAGCCGGGACUGAAGACGGUGCCUCUGCUUCAGACGGCGACGACGAGGAGAACACAAAGACUUUGAAUGGAACAACGACCAGAAAACCAAGUGGAAAGAUUCCCUAUGCUGCUCUCAAGCGCACCGCAAGCCAGAAAGCACUCCAGACACGCCAGUCUCUUCACGUCGCGCUACCUGGGCAAACCUCACUCGCGCGUACUCGAUCUCGUAGGACUACGAUAACAUCGACACCCGCAACGUCUGAGCCCCCACACACCUCUGACGGCGAAAUCCUGACAGACGACUCGCUCCAGUAUAAAGACAUCUCGUCAGAAGAGUCGAGCGGCUCCGAAUUCGAAGACUCUGCCUCGGAAUCUGACGCAUCCCAACUCGAUCUCGAAGCCAUGCACAUCUCUACUGACGACGAAAAUAGCAUGGCCAUUCUCGCUGCCAGCAUCCAACAGCGUACAAAGGGCGGUCGGCAAAAUGGUUUCAAGGCGAAGAAGGGCAAGAGUGUACAAGGUAUUCGAAAUGGGAUGAACGUUGGGGAUGCGGAUGAUACAGACGAGGAGAUGCUUAAUGCGGCCAUCCGAGAGAGUGUGGCCACGGCCGCCGCAGAGGAUCGCGCAAAGUAUUCGUCUGCUGGUGCUGGUCCCUCUGCGACUCGUAGUGAUCGUAUGUCGAUGAGCGUGUCGCCAAAAAAGGGCAAGGGAAAGGCCGUCGCGACUGCGGACGCGAGUGACUCUGACAAUCUCCCGUUGGCGUCCAAAGCGACCAAGGGUAAAGGGAAGGGAGCUCAGCAGGACAUUAUUGUCUUGGACUCUUCGGACGAUGACGCUGUCUCUGGCACAGGGCUUGAUGCCAUGGACAUUGAUGCUGCUAUGGAGCUUCUCGAUGAGGACGAGGAAGAAGAUAGAUUUGCUCAAGUACAGGCUCAGGCGGAAGCGGAUAGAAUCUCUAGAGCAAUCCUAAAGAAGGAAGAGGCGGCAGAGAGAAAGCGACUCGGACGUCGACUUACCUUUGCGGAAAAGGCGACAAUUGCGCUCUAUCGUCAUCAUCCGGAACUCAAGACGGUUUGGGCCGAUUUGGAAAAACUUGAAAUUCUCAAGGCGGUUCCGGGUGUCCAGCCCGCGAGUCUCAAGCUCAAACUUUUACCGUUCCAGUUGGAAAGUUUGACGUGGAUGCGUCGACAAGAGGAGAAUACCGAGUUUUCUUGGAAUGGUGGUCUGUUGGCAGAUGAGAUGGGUCUCGGUAAGACGAUCCAGACACUGGGCUUGCUUGUCAGCGAUCCACGCAAGCCCAACCUUGUCGUUGCGCCGACGGUGGCUAUUAUGCAAUGGAAGAACGAGAUUGAUCAGCAUACGAGUGGGCUAGCUGUCAAUGUAUUCCAUGGUGCAUCCCGAACCAAGGAUAUCGAGGCGCUCAAAAAGUGUGAUAUCGUGCUUACAACGUAUGCGGUUUUGGAGAGUGUCUAUCGAAAGCAACAGUAUGGGUUCAAACGCAAGGGUCAGCUCGUCAAGGAGAGGAGUAUUUUGCAUGAGAUUACUUGGGCGAGGAUCAUUCUCGAUGAAGCGCAUAAUAUCAAAGAACGCUCGACCAGUACGGCCAAGGCCGCAUUCGAACUCGAUGGAAAGUUUCGUUGGUGUCUCUCUGGCACGCCGCUCCAAAACCGUGUUGGAGAGUUGUACAGCCUGGUUCGUUUCCUCGGUGGAGAUCCAUUCAGCUAUUACUUUUGUAAAAAGUGCCCAUGCAAGUCGUUACAUUGGAAGUUUACGGAUAAACGAAGCUGCGAUGAAUGCAAGCAUCCUCCCAGUCUGCACGUAUGUUUAUGGAAUAAUGAGAUCCUCGGCCCGAUUCAGAAGCACGGGUUCACUGGACCUGGACAAGACGCGUUCCGCAAACUGCGCAUCUUGCUCGACAGGAUGAUGCUGCGCCGCACCAAGCUCGAGCGUGCCGACGAUCUUGGGUUGCCGCCUCGUACGGUCAUUGUCCGCCGUGACUAUUUCAGCCCGGAAGAAAAAGAACUCUACUUGUCUCUGUUCUCGGACGCGAAGCGAAAGUUUUCCACCUAUGUCGACGCUGGGACUGUGCUCAACAAUUACUCGAACAUCUUUACUCUCAUUACUCGUAUGCGACAAAUGGCGUGCCAUCCAGACCUCGUUCUCAAGAGCAAGAAGAAUGCCGAGUUUUCUGGUGAUAUCGUCGAGGCAACGGUUUGCCGCUUGUGCAACGACAUUGCGGAGGAUGCGAUCGAGUCGAAGUGCCAUCAUGUCUUUGACCGCGAGUGCAUACGUCAGUACCUCGAGGCGUCGGCUGGAAUAACUCCCGAGUGUCCCGUGUGCCAUUUGCCCCUGACUAUCGACCUCGAGGCAGAGGCGAUCGAGAUUUCCGAGGAAAAUGUCAACAAGGCUCGGCAGGGAAUUCUUGGCCGACUCGACUUGGAGGGGUGGCGCUCUUCCUCCAAGAUUGAAGCACUCGUAGAGGAGUUAUCCAAGCUGCGCGAUCAAGAUAGGACGAUCAAAAGCAUUGUUUUUAGUCAAUUCGUCAACUUUUUGGACUUGAUCGCUUUCCGCCUCAAAAAGGCAGGCUUCAACAUUUGUCGUUUGGAGGGAACGAUGACACCUCAAGCGCGAGACUUGACCAUCAAACACUUUAUGACAAACGUCGAUGUGACAGUCUUCUUGGUAUCCCUCAAAGCUGGAGGCGUGGCAUUAAAUCUUACUGAGGCCUCGCGUGUUUAUCUCAUGGAUAGUUGGUGGAAUCCCGCAGUAGAGUAUCAAGCGAUGGACCGUAUCCAUCGAAUUGGGCAGCACCGACCUAUUCAAGCUAUCAAGCUGGUCAUUGAGGAUAGCAUCGAAAGUCGUAUUGUGCAGCUUCAGGAGAAGAAGAGCGCCAUGGUGGAGGCGACGCUAUCAACAGAUGAUUCGGCCAUGGGAAGGUUGACACCUGAAGAUUUGAGCUUCCUUUUCCGACGAAAGCGUUGGGUGAUACAGUACUAUUUCAAAUUACUAAAUGUGCGAUACACAGAGAUUAUGGAGCGAUACAAGUUUGAUCAUCCUCCGAAACCGAAACCAAAGAAGGGCAGGAAGGAAGAAGACGAAGACGAAGACGAAGAAACGCUCCCUUGCGACAUCUUCAGUAUGACCAUUGGUUCUGGACACGGUGGGCUCAUUGCGAUCCUUCUCGGCAAACUACGGAUGUCUGUGGACGCUGCUCUUGAGGCCUAUGGCUCAUUACUCGAGACUCUUCCUAUAAAGCCAGCUCGGAGCGAGGCGGAGAAGGUACAAAACGCAAAGAAGCUAGAAGGAGAGCUCCGGAGAAUCCUUUACUUUAAAGGGAUCACCGCCAACGAUAUGAUGCGGGAAGGUACGAGGACUACAGGAGGCCAUAAAGUUGUGGUCUGCGCUGGAGUGCCUAUAAGUAUGGGCUUCCCCUACUACAUCCGCAGCUAUCCCCAUGACGGGGUACCGACGCCGCCAUGUACGAUUCUGCAAGCCGCAAUGGCAUGCAUGGCAGACCCGAGGUUGUACCCAGCCGUUACCAUCGGGGACUCUUAUCAUACUGCAACCCUCGUCGAAGCACCAGCGAGAUUCGCCAAUCCUACAUGGCUCCUCGUGAGCGAGGCAAAGCUCGUAUAUGGUGCAAAAGGAAUAGUACGCCUCAUUCUCAGUCUGGGCGGUGGUGACUCGGAGUUAGCCACAAUCAAGACAUAUAUGGAUCCGUCGAGUCGGACGCCAUACGAAGUAGAGUCCGGACAGAUUCACCAGGACUUGUUUCCUCGGGUGAAACAUGAGGAUGUUUAUUAUCGGCUUCAACCCCGAGGACACUUUGGAUGGUCAGAGGACAUGGCGACUAUCCUAGCUCGCGUUAGCGGUUUCUUACAGGACCUAGGGUUCAAGAUUACUUAG
This is a messenger RNA of Serendipita indica DSM 11827, 4113 nucleotides long. Lineage: Eukaryota; Fungi; Basidiomycota; Agaricomycetes; Sebacinales; Serendipitaceae. The record is from the annotation of a GenBank genome assembly.